CGAAAAUAACCGUCCAUAAGAAAAUCGACGGCAUCCAGCAAUAGACUUUCUUAGCCCGCAUACGAUCUAUUCGCAUACUCAGCCAGUCCAUUUCACUAGAUCCAAGUCUUCUUCCUCCUCCGGCUCUCGUUGUCGGCGAAGGGUCGCUGAAAAAAAAAAAAACACAAAUAAGUAAAGAGAUCGAAAAAAUCAGUUGGAUUUAUGAGAUUGCAUUCCAAUCCUUCCAAAAUCGCUCCUUUCGCAGCAGUUUUGAUUCUCCGUUACAUCUGUUUUCGCAAACCCUAACUCCGAAACUCUUGCCACAAAUUUGUCGAUCGAAUCUUCAAUGGAUGAUUCCGAGGGGGCUUUCAGCUUUGACUUCGAACCAGCGCUAGACGCCGGCGGUGGAGAAUCCUCGGCGGCCGUGGGGCAGGAUCCUUACGGAGAUCCGAGGGUGGCUAUGGCGCCGGAAAACGCUGUCGCGCCGCAGGACCGGAGAAAUUUUCGGCGGACGGUUUGCCGGCACUGGCUGCGCGGUUUGUGCAUGAAGGGUUCGUCUUGCGGGUUUCUCCACCAGUAUGAUAAAGAGAAGAUGCCGGUUUGCAGGUUCUUUCGGAACUUUGGUGAGUGCAGGGAGAAGGAUUGCCUCUAUAAGCACACCGUGGAGGAGAUCAAGGAGUGUCACAUGUAUAUGAUGGGAUUCUGCCCAAAUGGACCUGGGUGCAGAUUUAAACAUUCAAAGCUGCCUGGGCCUCCUCCCCCUGUAGAAGAAGUUUUGAAGAAACUUCAGCACCUGAGCUCAUUCAGCAGCUAUGGCUCUUCUAACCGACAAUUCCAGCCAAGAAGUUUUGAGACAUGGAAGAAAGAACAAAUUAAUUAAUUUUCUGGGGUUUUAAAUAACAAUUUUACAAGAAUAAAACAUUAACUGAAACAAAAUUUACCCAAAAAAAAAAAAUUUGCAGAACCUGCAGCAGAAAAUCCUGCUUUUAUUCAUCUUUAACAAAGAACUGGGUGUAGAUAUUUUCUGUGAAAUAGCUUUGAGGCUCUGCAGAGAGUGAAACUUUAGCUUCUGUGCCCAAAAUAUAAGAAGCUGGUGUCAGCUAAUUUUGGUAGUAAAAAAAUUUGGGGCAUUUACACUCAUACCACCCAUUUUCUAUCUAUUUACAUAUCUAACAUCUAAAAUUUGUUUCUUAUACUUAAUACCACCCAAAGUUUUCAAAUCGCUAUUUUAUUUCUAAAAU
Messenger RNA from Phalaenopsis equestris, 1220 nucleotides. Its product is annotated as 30-kDa cleavage and polyadenylation specificity factor 30-like. The transcript is spliced from 2 exons. The coding region runs from base 326 to 859 and encodes 177 amino acids. The record is from RefSeq and is a predicted model, not a curated record. Lineage: Eukaryota; Viridiplantae; Streptophyta; Magnoliopsida; Asparagales; Orchidaceae. Gene Ontology annotation, molecular function: RNA binding; metal ion binding.